Esox lucius (northern pike) is the source of this 2902-nucleotide messenger RNA. RefSeq names its product TBC1 domain family member 24. The coding region runs from base 503 to 2725 and encodes 740 amino acids. NCBI's taxonomy places the organism in Eukaryota, Metazoa, Chordata, Actinopteri, Esociformes, Esocidae. The record is from RefSeq and is a predicted model, not a curated record. The transcript is spliced from 9 exons.
AUUGUUCGAAGGUUACCUAAAAUUUGCUGAUUGUAACGGUCGUGACGCUUUAAUUUGUAUUUAUCCAUUCAUGUAAUAGAACAUCGAUCAUAUUCCAAUUAACAAGUGACAUUUCACAAUCAACAGGAAGUCGAAAGGUACAUUUGGACAGAUAUUGGCUGCAUUCUAUAGGAUUAAAACCAAAAUGUGUCUUUAGGAAAUCGUGACUAAUCUUAAAAUCGGUGAUUCAGCAGAUGCGGAGGUCUGGUAACAGCUUGUUAAAUUUAGUUUUGAAGGAGAUAGCUGUGAAGAGUGUUGAGUUCAAGAAUCUUCUGCCACUUGAUCCAGUCACUGGAAACAGCAAUUGUCAACUUAAACAAGAAGGUCACUCAGAUGGAAAACUUCAGAGGGGAAGGACACCGCCACUAGCGACUUUCUUUUCAUUGGCGUACGGGGGAAUACAUAAACACCACAGAAGUGAAUAGACGUAUAAUUUGUAGAACAGGUUGCUGUACUCGGCAGCAUGAUACAUGUUUCAAGAACGCCCACCUUCUCCACUUGUGGAAUUAUGAAUUUAGAAGCAUCUCUUAUGGAAAUAACCACAGGCCAAAACCAGGACCUGGACUUGAGCUCAGCAGCAGGACACAGAAGGCCCAGGUCACAUUCCUACUACAGCCUAGCAGACGCCAAGAAAUACGGCGUAGAGAUGGGGAUAGAAGAAAAAGUUGUCAGGCCACGCUCCAGGUCUUUCUAUUGCUAUGAGACAUCUGAGUUCUCCAGAGAGGGGAGUGUUCCCGGGUCCAGUGCCUCAAGGUCGAGAUCCAACUCCCUGGAGAAGAGUACUGACUGGGAGGAGAAGAGUAGUGCAGAUGGGAAACGGUUGAUCAUGGUUCGGCUCAACUCAAAGAGGUCCAAGUCCAACGCCAACAAAAAGUCGUCAUGCAGAGAUCUCAGUGGCGGCAGAAGCUGUCUAAAGGGUGCCCCCAUGAUGACUAUCUGUGAGUCAGACAACUGGGAAAUCACCUCCUGUUCUGGCAUGAAGUAUGGCCAGUUUGUGGACUGGGAGAAGAUUGACCCAGAGGCUGCAGAGCGUCACCAGAGGAUCCUGAAGGCAGACCACCAGGUGCUCAAGAGAAUGGGCCGAUCAGGAUUCUGGGCCAUGCCCCAUACACUGAGGGCCAAGGCCUAUUAUCACAUAAUUCAUGCCAUCGACGGUACAACUGUCAAACCUGAUAGAGAUGCUUAUCAGGAAUUGAGUAAGAAGAUCUUUGGGGAGCAGAAGAUCAGCACUCACCCCUUUCCUGAGUACAUGGAGGACGGCGUCAUACCCAGAUACUGCCUCAACAAAGCUGGUCUCAAUUCGGUCAAAAAAAUCCUUCUCUGCAUCGGCAAGUACUUCCUAGACAUCAACUUCUGCCCCAUCCUCCCAGCCUUAGUGGCUCUCCUCCUGCACUUCAGCGAAGAUGAGGCUGAGUGCUUCCACAGUAUCUGCCAACUCAUCUCCUACAAUGAUGCCAGCAAGCGUUACAUUGACCAGACUUUUCUCACUUACCGGGCCUCCUGCAUGACCUUCGGCGACCUGGCCAACAGGUACUGCCGUGGAAUCCGCAAGCUUAUCGCCGGCUCCAACCAGAGCUUAUUUGAUUUCUACUCUGACUGGAUCAUGUGGAUCUUUGCCGACCUCCCCUUCACCUACGCAAUCAGGGUCCUGGAUGUCUAUUUACUGGAGGGUUACAAGGUUCUUUACAGGGUGGCUCUGGCCCUCCUCAGCCUCUACAAGGUCUCUGUCUCAUCUCGCGUUGCCGACGUGGAGGACUUCAGGAGGGACAUGAAGAGCUUUGUGGAGAACGUGGCACGUCACUGUACGGCGGAGAAUCUGCUGGAGAGGGCCUUCAGCAUUCAGCUGGCCACACGGUUGGAGCUCAACUUGCGCUUUAAUGCUAACAAGCAGUCCCUAAUGCAGAAAGGCAUCAGUAUCCACCAGAAGAGGCAGUCAUGCCAGUUAGUGGAUUUCGGCAGCUUUAGCUCCAGUGUCAUCACAGGGACAGAGAUGCGGAUCAUCUGGGCCUGGAUACCUGAACGCUUUGCCCUCUUCGAUCCCAUAAGGCUGUUCAGCACCGUCGAACACGGCCGGAGCCUGGCAUCACUUUAUUCCUGUGUUGAGGGGCAUGAGCCAGCAGUCUUGCUUCUCAAAACUAUGGAUGAACAGGUAUGUGGAGCCUUCCUGUCGAGCGAUUUGAUUCAGGGGACAAAAACUGAUUCAGAAGAACCUGCAUAUUUUGGGACAGAAGAGAGCUUUGUCUUCACACUUCGCCCAGGAAUGGAACGCUACCAACGGACUGUGGUCCACAUUACGUCCAAGAAAAGUUCUUCCCCAGACCUUUGUGUUGCUAGCAACCGGCCGGGACCCUUUGAGCCAAUCUGUCCAAUGGGGACCCUCAAAGACCCAACAAACCUCACCAUCCCUUUUGCUACCUCUCCUGGACCCCUAUCCCCCUCACCCAAGAGGGCAAAGGAGCAAGGUGCAUCCAUGUUCAUCGCUGCAGACCAUAAGAGGCUAGUCAUUGGUGGUGAUGGGGGUCAUGCUCUCUACCUCCAGGCUGAUUUGGAGGGGGGCUACACAGAGCCCUGUGACACAUUUGAGAGUGCUCCUCUUUGCAAGGGACACUUCAAGAUCCAGUCUUUGGAAGUGUGGGGAAUCCAGAACUCCAUCUCAUUAUCAAACUACUUCUCUUACGAUGAAUAGAGGACACUAGCAUACUGUAUGCAGUAUUUCCCCAUCCUGUAUGAAUUGUUUGCUCCUUAUUUUGUCAUUUGAUUAGUGAUUUAAUUUUUUACAAAUAUUUAUAGUAUUUUGUCUUUUCACACCAUUAAUUUGAAUUAUGUGAGUAUUUGAUGACAACAAUAGUUCAUAAUAAACAAG